Molecule: messenger RNA, 1430 nt
Organism: Homarus americanus (American lobster)
Lineage: Eukaryota; Metazoa; Arthropoda; Malacostraca; Decapoda; Nephropidae
Product: keratin-associated protein 5-1-like
Exons: 7
Coding region: 205-1203 (332 amino acids)
Source: RefSeq, a predicted model, not a curated record
GUUAGUUGUUGAAGCCACAGUCGACCCGGGAUCACCACGACGAGCACACACACACACAUACUGUAUACACACACUCGUUCGCCAGCAGGAGGAAAAGAGAGAGACCCACACUACAGAGAGAGUUCCCUACAGCAGGAGUGGCAGCAGCAAGCAGUCAGUCAGUCAGUCAGUAGCAGCAGCAGCAAUCAGUGAACAAGCAUCAACAUGAAGACUAACAUUCUACUGAUGUGCCUGGCCCUUUCAGCUGUCCAGGUCGCCACAGCUGAAGGAGACGAACCCGAGAAGGCGGGAGAGGAGGCAGUCGUCAUCCCUGAGGAGGCAGUCGUCAUCCCUGAGGAGGCAGUCGUCAUCCCUGAGGAGACUACACUUGCUGCUGUAGACGACAGAGACGAGGAAACACGAACCCUACUUUGCAGGAAAACUCUGGGUGCGACCUGUGCCGUCAGCGGUGGGAUAUGUGUCAUGAAAGGAGGAUGCGGCAGGAAAGGCAGGGUCCUCUCUUUGGGGAAUUGCCAAUCUUGUACUUGUUGUCCAAGUGUUCAGAGUAGCUGCCCCUGGACUGAUGCCUGCCAAUGGAAAGGUGGCAAGUGCAUGAAGCAUUGUCCUUGGGGGAUGAAGUCCAUACCGGGAAUCUGCUCUUAUUCGUCUUGUAGCUGUUGUGUGCCUGACAACCAGUGCGUGACGACCAACGAAUGUUUUGCACUGAAGGGGAAGUGUGUGCAGAGUGGGUCGUGCGUAGGCGGGGAAAUCAAGUCAGCGUCGUGUUCAGGAGGAUCAUCAUGUGUCUGCUGUGCUCCGAAGACUCAAACACCAACCUGUACCACCACCACCCAAAAAUGUCUUAAGCAGGGAGGCAGCUGCAAGACCCAGUGUUCCUCUAACCAAGACGUGUACCCCGAUGCUUGCAGUGAGGGCGGCUGCAAGUGCUGUAUUCCUAAAGGUUGUUGGAUAAAGGAGAAAUGCACAAAGCGUGGAGGUUCAUGCAAGGCAAGCUGUGGCCCAGGAGAAGAAUACGUCGGGAAUGGCUGCACUGGUCUAAACUGUGCGUGCUGUAAGCCUGCCAGGAAAGAACGUUGUACACCCUCCAGGGAGUGUAAUGAUAAGUACGGGAAGUGUAAGGAGUGGUGUGAGGGUAAAGAAAAGGAAUUGGUCUAUGGAUGUACAGGGGGACACCAUUGCAAAUGCUGUUACGUUCCCUACUAAACAGAACAACAGGUUGCCAAGGUGGGGUCGUCCUCGAAAAGAAGUCUAGGAAGAAUCAAGAAGAAAGAAGGAAAGAAGGAAGGGAGGAAAGAAGAACGAAGGGUGAAAGGAGGGAAAGAAGAAGGAAGGAAGGAACGAAGGAAGGAAGGAAGAAAGAAAGGAAGGAAGGAAGGAAGUAAGGAAGGGUGGAAUGACGUGAGCAGGUUGUCAUGGUGUUCACAUUUAUA